CUAACGUUAGCUCGCUAGCAUCGCCCAUGUAAACCAAUGGACUCCGAUGCUACUCAGUGCAUGCUAGCUGAUUGAGUUUGCUAUUUUAAAUCAUUUGUCUACGCAAUAACAAUGAAUUUGUUGCUGAUUUUUUCAUUAUUAAGAAAGAAGUGACUUAUUUCGACACGGUUAAACUCUGUUGUUGUAAUUUGACUGUUCGUAUUAACCUGUGGGAUCUGGUUAUCAGCUAACGUUAGACAGGCUGGCUAACUGCUAGCCGUCAUGUAAACAUUAAAAACAAAUCGAGUCUGCCCCUAAGACUAAAUGUCAGCCAUUCCGAUUGAAUCUAGAUUAAGUCAGUGUUGGAAAUAGUUUAGGAUACCUUAAUUUCUGCUAAAAGAAUAUAUAGUUUAAGUAGGUAUUUUCAUCAGUGUAUAUGGGCCUGUCGUUUCCUGACAGCUGUUAUUAAAGUGUGAGUUCGUGGUUGUGGUUCUGCUCAGGGCUUCAUGGAGCCUGACGUGGUUCGCAUGUACUCCUCAUCUCCGCCGCCAAUGGAAGAUGGCGCUGAGGAAGAAGAUGAUGAAUUCAGUGAUUUCACCGGCGUCCCGAACAGCGUCAGUUUCACAGAAUUCGAGACACCCACAACAUUUGACCAGUCUCAGGCUUUGAACGCCACCUCACCACCGGACUUACUUAGUAAUGGCAGAAUUGUGGGAUUAACUCAACCUGUAGGGUCUAUGAAGUCUAACGGUGUGGCUCCUGGCAGUGGCCACAGUGGCACGCCCAAUGGUCGAACAGUUAGGGUAGAUGAACUUAAAAAGUUCACAGAGCAUCACCAAGCUCAAAUCAACUCCCUGGAGUUUCCAGAGGGCUCUCGGACUGAUAACGAUGCCAUUGACUGCAAUGGUUCUGUUGAAGUGCUUACAAAUGGAUUUGUUACAUUAGACAAAGGAGGAAGCCCUCUUACACCCCACAAAAAUAAAGAAAUCGAGCCCACCAUAGAGCACAGUCCGGAAGUUGACGAUUUUGCAGACUUUUCUGCUUUCAACCACAGUGAUGGAAAUACAGAUUGGGAACAUUUGAACGUGAGAACGACUAAAGAGGAUCUUGGUGUUGAAGAAGAAGGAGCUUCUUCGGAGGAUGUUAACAGAGACUCAAGAAUCACCAGUGCCUUACCUGGUUUCUCUUCUGAGAAUUCGGAGGGCUUCAGGAAUGGGGACUGGGGUUCCCAUGUAGUGACGGAUUUGGAUAAGAAGUGUCCAGAAACGGAUAACACACAUCAGGAUGCAAAUACUACUGAGGCGGUUGGCACAGCUCAACCACCAGUGCUUAAUGGUGUUGCUAAAACUGUUAUUGACGAUGAAGGCACAGUGGACAACAAGGUGUCACCAGACCCCAAUGGUGAACAAUUAGAUGAGAAAGGCUCAGAGAAUGAGACUGAAACAGAGACAGAAACUGAGACCUCUUUUGGUCGGCCACUAUCAACGGAUGCACUUGAAGAAUUUGGGGACUAUAGCACGACAGGAUCCGUACCAUCUCCUCCGCUACAGGAAGAGACAUCAACUCCGGCUGAUGACAGUCAGCUGGCUGAGGAUGACGAUGAGGAUUUUGGAGACUUUGGUGACUUUGGAGAUGCUAACUCCUUUGGUGGAACUGGAUUUGCUGAAUUUGACCAGCAAGACACAACAACACAAAUAACUCAGUCUGAACCAGCCUGUAAUGUCCCUGUGGAACCUGAAGAUGGUGAAUUUGGUGAUUUUGACAAAUCGAAAGAACCUAGUGGAGCAAGGUUAGCAGGUGAAGAAGGAACAACGUGUGCAAAUUUUCCUGAAAGCGACAGUUUCGCAGAUUUCAGCUCGGCGCAAGUGGGUGAAGCUGAUGACAGCAGAGGAUGGCAGGCUUUCUCUGAACCAGAUCAAAGCCAAAAUGAUGGGGAUUCCUGGGCAACGUUUGGGCAGGACACAUCAUGCACUGAAAAGUCUGGAAAUGACUGGCAUGAAAGCCGACCUGUUGUGGCGCCCCCUAAUGAGGAGCGCAAAAGUUGCACAUCGGCUACUUUGGCCAGCCGUUUGGAGAAGAUUUUCCAGGCCAGUUUUCAACUGGCUCUUGCUCCUCAGGUAGAGUUGGAGGAAGAGGUGCGUGCACUCAGCACCAUCCUCAAACCUCCUGACACAUCACAACAGGAAGAGGGUGACAGAGAGCCUGCCAAUGGGGCACUUCAGGACGUUUGGCAACAGUUACAGGAUGUUAAUAAUGCCUAUGGUCUCCGGUACCAAUGGGGCGGUUCUUAUACCAAUAAAUUGCUGCUCUGCUCCCUGGGGAUUGACACAAGAAAUAUACUGUUCACGGGUCAAAAAAAGCAGCCUGUAAUUGUGCCAAUGUAUGCUGCCAGUCUGGGGAUGCUGGAACCCACAAAAGAACCAGUAAAGCCUGUCUCUGCGGCUGAGAUGAUCGCCUCAAUAGCACAAUCUCCUUCGGUUGCUUCAGAGUUGAACACCUGCCCACCUGACACCAACCAGGAGUCCCUUCCUCCUGUUCAGUUUGACUGGAGCAGCAGUGGCCUUACAAACCCUCUAGAUGCGAGUGGAGGCUCGUCUCUGCUCAACCUUGAUUUUUUCGGUCCUGUGGACGAGUCGCCCUCUGGCACCGCCACCUCCAUACCAGGUGUGGACCCUGAGCUGUAUGAGUUAACGCAAGCCAAGCUGGACACCAGCGGGGGCAGUAGUCGAGUCGUGGAUGCAUUCGCCCGCCUAAUGUCAACCGUAGAAAAGACCAGCACAUCCACCAGAAAGCCUGUCCAGAAAGAGGAGAAUCUAAGUGAGGAGGCUCGGAGAGUAAUCGCAAGGCUACCGGAUCUCUCCUUCAUGCAGGCGAAAGUCCUGAUGUUCCCCUCCACCCUGACUCCUCUUCUUCCCUCCUCAACGCCCUCACCCACGCCCGACUGAUGCGUUUUUCUCCUUCACCCUAUUUCAACUGUUUUUCUUUACACAUCAUUUGCCAGUUAUUGUUAAACUGAUAGUUGUUUUUAAAAUUGCCGUCAUGGUUCCACUAUUCGUUCUUUGCUGAGUUUUGGUCGUUUUUAAGCUUAAACACAUUGCCAUACAUAAGAUGAUGAAAGAUGAUGCGAUCGAUUUCUUUAGAAGAGAAAAAUGUAGGAAAUGUAUUUUUAUUUGUAGAUCAACAGUAGGAAAGCGUUUUGUGUUUAUAUUAGAGCCAAUCUGUACAUAAUCAGGGAUGAAAUUUUCUUUCGAGUAUUCUACUGUUUAGUUAAAUGUGUGUAUGCGAAAGAAAAAAGGGCACUUUUUAUGAAACACUGGUUGAAAAGUCCUUUGACGGCACAAAUUUCAUGAAUUAUUUGAUCUGUAUUUAGAUACGCAAUUAUAACUUGAAACCAAAUCUGCAAAAUUUUACUUAGUUGUGAUUUUGUGUAACAAAGGCUUUAGUUUAAAAGUUUUUGUUAGUUAAUUAAUUAAUUUAAUCACACCCAAUGUUGUUGUAGCAUAUGAUUUUUCACUUAUUAGUGAACUUUCUCUUUGAGUUGUGUUAAGUUAAAUUGUUAAUUUUGCUUUCCACACUGACAAAUCAAGAGACAACUACAGAAACGAUGGCUUCGUUUCAAUCUGCACAUAUAUCUGUUAACUUUGUGUUCGUUCGUCGUUUGUUUGUUUGUUUUACAUUGAAGUUGCAACACUGGCAUUGAACUGUAAUGUAGCGAAGGAAUCAAUGAUAAUUGAAUGAUUAAGUUAUGAAUAUAUAUACACAUAUAUAUUGAGAAUAAGGGACCAAUAUCUACUGUAACGCUCAUUUCCCUGUUAUCCGUGUGUUUCUGGUCUUCAUUCUCAUGCUGUAUCUGUGUUUUAUGCUAUGCUAAAUCUUAACAGACUCUUGGAGGACAUUCACCUUAAAAGCAAACCUGUAAGCCAGGAGUGCAUGAUGGGAAAUGUUUACCUGAAACGUCAGUUAAGAGGCAUUUAUAGUUAUUAUUUUAAGUUGUUAUUAGUUGUAUCACUGUUUAUUCUGUAUCAUGGAGGAUUUUGCACAUUGUAAAGAAAUACAGAAGAACUGCUUACAUAGUUAACUGUGGCUUUGGACUGUGUACAGUCAAACUAUGGAACAUGUAAAAAUUGUUAUGGGAAAAUUCCUAUGGAAAAAUCAUGACGAAUGAUAUCCCUAAAGAGCCUUUACCGAGGUCAAUCGCGCAUGCCCAGGUUCUUUAGGAAAACUUAAGUGUGUAAAUUUUCUGUAAGUGUACACAAGAAAUUAAAAUAAUUUAAGAGAA
Molecule: messenger RNA, 4258 nt
Organism: Misgurnus anguillicaudatus (oriental weatherfish)
Lineage: Eukaryota; Metazoa; Chordata; Actinopteri; Cypriniformes; Cobitidae
Gene: aftpha
Product: aftiphilin a
Biological process (GO): intracellular transport
Cellular component (GO): trans-Golgi network membrane; AP-1 adaptor complex
Molecular function (GO): clathrin binding
Source: RefSeq, a predicted model, not a curated record